UCCGGCGGUUAUUGCGCAUGCGUAAAAAUGGAGUUUCUUGCUACAAUUUUCAAAACAGGGCGGAAGAUAUGUUAAUGUUUUGAAUAUAAGAGACAUUAUUGCGAUAUUGCCUAGGUGGAGAUGAUAGUUCAUGCAAUGCUUUAUACUAGCCAUUAGAUUAAUGCUCAUUCUAAUGGCCAAAUCUUGUGCAAACUAUGUUCAAAUCUGAAAAAUAUCUGAAAAUAAUUAUACGUCCGACAGAAAGUUUUGACAAGUUUUUAUACCUACUCUUGUGCAUGUUAUUAAAGGCUGUGUUUGUGCGAUGAUGUGAUUCUAUAUAAAUGUGAUUGCUGCAGUGUUUGUGUUCUUACUGACAAUGAUGUGAAAAUAACUAUGCUGAAGAACAAACAACCCCCUCCGAUUCCAGCUGCAAAACCUGUCAGAGAUCGCAGUGUGGGUCGAGACAAGGAAAGGGAACCAUUAACCGAUCCAAAUCAUUGGAGUUUACAUGUACAGGAAACGCUUGUAUCUGCACUCCCAGAUGAAGCCCUUCAUGUUACAUUACUUGGGGGUGCAGACAAUGGAUAUUUUCUGUAUUUAGAUGAUGUAGAACAUGAUAAAAUAACAUACCACAGCGGUAGAUUGGAGGCUGGUAAUAUUGUUCUUGAGAUUCAAGGGCAAAGAAUUGCUGGUUAUACAUUAAGAGAUGCUCUUAUCUGGCUUAAACAAGUCAGUCAAAAUGGGGCACCUGUGAUGAUAAAAUCUGUCAGACCAGGGCAAUUACCAAAAGACUUGAGACAUUAUUUAGGUUCUCGUUUUCCUAAAGGCUCAAUUGAUCAUGACCAGCAACAGACGAUACGUGAUAAUCUCUACCUCCGUACUGUGCCAUGUACUACACGUGAACCUAGACCAGGUGAAGUUAAUGGUGUUGACUAUACAUUCCUUAGUGAGAAAGAUUUUCAGGAGCUAGAGAAGAGUGGCAGUCUACUGGAGAGUGGAAUAUUUGAUGGAAAUAUGUAUGGAACACCAAAACCACCAAAAGAUCCACAAGGUCAAAUACCUCGCCGGACAAGUUCUAUCGGUAGUAUACUACCUGGGGCUCAUCCCUCUGAUGGGAAGAGGCGAAGAUACCGUAGUAAUACAGAUUUAACGCCUAAAUCACCUGCUACACCAAGAAAGAUUUUACCAGAUCCCCCUCCACGAGGGAAGUCAUCAGAACAGCCAGACUGGGUGGACAAUCUGGGUCCACUUCCACCAAACUGGGAAAUGGCAUUUACUGAUGAUGGUCAUCCAUAUUUUAUUGAUCAUAACACAGAACAGACACAUUGGUUAGAUCCAAGAUUAGCAAGUAAAUCACCAGAAGAAAUUGGAAAUAAUGAAUUACCAUUUGGUUGGGAAAAGGUUGAAGAUCCACAUUUUGGAGUAUACUAUAUUGACCAUGUAAAUAGAAAAACACAGUAUGAGCACCCAGGUGUUUCAUUGAAGAAAAGCUCUACAGCAGAUGAAAUAAACAGCAGUAGUACAUUACCAAGAAGAGAUAAAAGAGAAGGGAGUGCACCACGGUCAGUCAGUGAGUCAGAUAUGAACGGAAAAUCUACUCCACCAGCAUACCGCCCCAGAUCAAAGAAAAGCAAGACCCCACACAGUAAACGAGCAAUAGUCAAGCGGGUUUUUGUCAAGAAUCCACAAGAACUUCAGGGAGAAGUAUUUCAUACACGGCUUCUUAAAGGUGAAAGGGGGCUUGGCUUUACAAUUAUAGGUGGCGAUCAUCCAAAUGAAGAAUUUCUUCAGAUCAAAAAUGUUGUAAGAAAUGGACCAGCUUAUGUGGAUGGAAAACUGCAAACUGGUGAUGUAUUAGUGCGUGUUAAUGGAGAACUUGUUCUUGGCUACACUCAUCAGGACGUUGUUCAGCUAUUUCAAACACUUCAGCCAGGAGAUUAUGUGGAGCUUGAAAUUUGCAGAGGUUACCCAUUGCCAUUUGACCCCGAUGACCCCAACACUGAGAUUAUAACAACGAUUGCCGUAGGGCAUAACGAUACACGUGGUUCAAAUUCACCGGCCUCAUACUCGUCACGUGAAAACAUUGAUUUCCGUAAUGAUAUGUCUUCAAGAAGUUUAAAAUCAUUACCAGAGCUGGUGAAAUCAGCAAAUAUGAACCCAGCAGUAGAUUACCCUUAUCAUAAAGGUUCAGAUACUAACACACCUGAUGUGUUAGGUCAAACAACGCCAGAGAUAUUGACUAUGGAUAUAGUACGAGGGGACAUGGGUUUUGGUUUUACAAUAGCAGAUAGUUCAUUUGGGCAAAAAGUAAAGCAGAUAUUAGAUCGUGAAAGGUGUGGAACUUUACAGGAAGGAGAUUUUAUUCAGCAGAUAAACAGUACUAAUGUGGUAGAUAUGAAUCAUGCACAGGUUGUUCAAGUGUUAAAAGAUUGUCCUAUAGGGGAGGAAACACAGAUUGUUGUACAAAGGGGAGGUAUACCACUUAAAGGAAGACCAAAUAAAACAGUAAGUAGUUUUGAUAUGAAUGAAGAUUUACUGGAAUGGAUAUUGGAAAACCAACCAGGAGCAUAUUUCUUUAAAUGUUCUCCAGAAAAAGGUGAAGGUCCACCUGGUUUGAACUCUGUUGAUGGUUACAUGAACAUGUCAAAAGUGCGUGAUGAGUUAGAUGGUUCAGGAGUACCUCCAGAAAUUCCUCGUCGACCUCGCACACCUAAUGAUCCACAGCACCCUAAAACACCGUCCGAAACUCGUCCUAAGACCCCAACAAGGCUUCCUUUUCAAAGUGAAAAUGCAAGAGCAAAACUGAAUACACCUAAUAGUGCUAAUUUACCAAGAAAGGAUUAUUUUCAAACAGAUAAUUCAAAGGAAAUAACUAAUAAUAGUAAUGUUGAGCAUUUAAACACAAACUCAAGGCCUCCACCAGGUCCUAGAUUUGAUCAGUUUAGGUCAGAAACAGGACCUAGGUCAGACUUUAAGGGCAGAACAAAUUUUAAUAUGCACAAUUCUUAUGAUAAAGACAUUACUGGAAGAGGUGACAGUGUGAAACCAGGACAGUUCAGAAGCCGGACACCUGGACCGGAACUCAUGCAUCGAACUCAAAUACCUGAUUAUCGACCAGAGCCAAAUCGGCCAAAAACUCCUACAGCAUCAGAUAUGAGAAGUAAAACUCCUAUCCCUGGCUUAUAUGGGCAAGUUCCAGGAGGAAAUUCUGAGUUUAGAAACAAUCAUUAUCAAAAUUCGUGGGUAAAUCAUAGUGGCUCGUAUAAAACUUUUGACCCUAAUUCAAGGACAUGGGGUUCAAGUAUUCCAGAAAAUACUUACAGUCGUAUGAAUUCAAGUGUACCUAUGGGCGCUGGUCGUCCAUCUAAGCAAAGUACUUCUUUUGAAAUAGAGGAACCAUCAUCUAAUGAUAUGAUGAGGAUUCCAAAAGAUACCCGUUUUUUUCCCUCAUUCGGGUCCUCAGUCUCCAACCCUUUUCAGAUACCAGUUGCUGGGUCAUUUGUACCAGGGGGUGCCGCAGACCAGGGGUCUGGUUACGAACUGGGCUUUAUUUCUAUCAAAAUUUCAGAUGGUUAUCCCUAUGAUGUCGUUGUUAGUCGAAGAGAAAAUGAGGGCUUCGGUUUUGUUAUAAUAUCGUCUGUUACGAAAGCUGGUUCGACGAUAGGUGAGUUCAUUGAUAAUGUGUCAUUAUAUCAUGGUAGAUUAACUGUAGAUGAUAUCUUCAAUAAGACAAAAUUGUACCCAUGGAUUGGUCGUAUUUUAGAUAACAGUCCAGCAGAGAGAUGUGGUCAGUUACGUGUUGGUGAUCGUAUAUUAGCUGUCAAUGGUGUUGAUAUUUCACACCUACAUCAUGAGGAUAUUGUCAACAUUAUCAAGGAAUCAGGAUAUUCUGUUACAUUAACUGUUGGACCACCUCUUGAUGAUUCAUCAAGCAACACGUCACAGAGGAGUACUGGAGGUUCAAUGAUGAAUGCUAUGGCAAUGCCAACACUGAAUGAUACAGAUAGCAAAUUUAGAUAUGCAUCUGUACCAGGACAUAAAGACAGUCUGAGAUCGAGGAGAUACCAUGCAAAGGAUAUCCAAGAUGAUCAGAUAUAUGUGGUGGAUUUGAAUCGUGGUCACAGAGGCUUUGGUUUCUCUAUUCGUGGUGGACAAGAGUUUAAUAAUAUGCCAUUGUUUGUUCUACGUAUUGCCGAGGGAGGAGCCGCAGAUAUUGAUAAAAGAUUACGGGUUGGAGAUCAAUUGUUGGAAAUCAAUGAUUAUAGAACAGAGAAUAUGACACAUUCAGAGGCAAUAGAUAUUAUACAGAAUGGUGGACCAACGUUGAGACUGGUUGUUAGGAGAACCGGAAAACCUCCGCCUAGUUUCGAGCCAUCACCAUCUCCUGGGACACGAUAUCCUCCGAGUCCGAUGUCAAAUGGUCCAAUCGGUCAGAGUUCACCUUACCUGGGGCGUAGAAAUAUUAACUUUGAUCGAGAAGAUCACACAUACUAUAAUCAACCUGCCAGUAGGUCUUAUAUAAACAAUUGACAGUGUUUCACAUUGCAAAGGACAAUUGGAUAUUUUGACGAUAUGAGAUAAAACAGUAUUUCCAUACAAGUCAGGGAGAUGAGUUAUUUUACACAUUGUUUUUAAUGGAUACUUCUAAGCAGUUGUAAAGUAAUAACGGUGCUUGGGAUAUUGUUGAUGACCAAGUUUAAUUGAUACGCUAUCAGUGAGCCUGGUAUCCUGUACAGGACAGCUUUCAUUUUUUCUAUACAAGCAGUCAGUGAUUCUUGUGACCUAUGUAGGACAGUGCAUCUUAUGGAAUAAGCUGUCAAUUUUCCUGGUACACUGUAUCACAGAACAUUAUAUGGAAUAAGCUGUCAGUGUUCCCGGUACCUUGUAUCGGACAAAGCAUUAUAUGGCAUAAGUUGUCAGUGAUCCUGGUACCCUGUAUAAGAUAGAGCAAAAGCUGUGUUCCUGGUACCCUGUUUUGGACAGAGCAUUAUAUGGAAUAAGCUGUCGGUGUUCCCAGUACCCUGUAUCGGACAGAGCAUUACAUGGAAUUAGCUGUCACUAUGCCUGGUACCCUGUAUAAGAUAGAGCAAAAGCUGUUCUCCUGGUACCCUGUUAUGGAAUAAGCUGUUGGUGUUCCUGGUCCCCUAUAUCGGACAGAGCAUUACAUAGAAUAAGCUGUCAGUGUUCCUGGUACCCUGUAUCAGAUAGCGCUCCAUGUGUUGUGAAAUUAAGAUAGCUUGCAUACACCAGGGAAUAUUCUGAUCAGUUGUAUAAAUUCAUUUUGACAUAUAUUGCAUACAGAAAAUGUUUGUGUGACAUUUGUAUUAUGUGCAACUCCAGAGCAGUCAUUAAUUUUUGUGCGAUUUUUUUUAGCAACAGUAAAAAAAUGAUAUAUUUGUGACUUAAAGAAUUUGAAUAACAAUAGUAGAUUGGAGGUGAAAUUACAGUAAAACUUAUUAUGCAAUUGAAACAUUUGCAAGCAAAGUUUUGUGAUAAACUUUAUUUUUAUACUUACUUUAAGAUUGAGCAUUUCUGUGUUACACACGUAUGUGCCAGUAGAAUAUUGUAAGAUCAUCACUUACUUCAGUUUAAUAUUGAAUCAUCCUUUCACUGCUUGGUACUUUGUUUACUCUACUUCUAAAGUAUAUGUCCACCCUAUUUUGUUUACUCUACUACUAAAAUAUAUGUACACCCUACUUGCAGGCUAUUUUUUCAGCUAUAAGGUUUAACUAACUGCACACCUGUUUGAUACUGCAAAAUUUAAUUUCUUUCAAAAUGUUGAAAUAGAUUUAUUAAGAUAACAUUUGAGUUAACUUUCUAACAGUAUUAUGACCUGGUAAAUUGUUCAGAAAGAUGCAGUUUUCUAGAUUAAUUAUUUCAGAGCUAACUCUAAAUAACUGCAUGAUGAGUAGCUGAUAAUUUCUAUGAGAAGGCUGUAUUUUACUACGCAACCUGCUGCAAAUUCUACACAUAAAAAUAUAAGAGGACAAGUGAAAUUUUUUAUCAUUGUAAAUCAUUGACACGUGUAUUUUAGUAUUAAACAUAUAUAAAAGAAUGUGAAUAGGUCAUCAAGUAUGUGACUUUUUGAAAAUUAGAUUUUCAAACAGAAUUUUGUCCAUCUUAUAUGAUGGGUUUUUUGUAGAUGAGUUAACAUUACUAUAUAGCAGUGAAAGGGUUAUCAAUUUUUAAACUUUACAGAAUACUAUUAUUUCCUUUCAUUGAUACUUUUUAUUGUUAUUUUUUAAUUAUUCUUUUAGAAUGGUAAAGUGUUGUACAGUUCACAAACUUCUUUGGACAUACUAUUUGAAAUAUAAUGUGAAAAUGAUGAGAAAAUAUGGGGGUAAAAUCUAAAAUGUUUUGCAAUUAGUAAUCCAACGUUAUUAUUGUUGCAUUAUGCCCAUUCAAGUGUAAAUUUUGAGAGUACAAUUAAAAGUAAAAAGAAGUUGACAUUUUGCCAAAUUUUUUCGCGGUUUCAUAUUUUACCUUUAAGUGAAAAUUCAAUAACUCACAUGGCACACAGAAAUUUCUAUAAAUAUCUUUCAGAAUAUAUCGGUAACACUUGGUUGUAAAAAAAGAGAGGGGUAUUUUUAUAUUUAAGGUAGUUUUUAUACCUUAUCCUUAACACAUGUAAUUAUCAAUUACUGGUCAAUUACUAUUUAAAUAAUCAAUCUUUUGAAAUAUAUAUGUAAUUCAACACAACAAAAUGAGCAUAAUGUCACUCCUACAUGACCCUAUGGUCGAAAUAUUGCAUUGUAGAAUUGUGUCCUUUUCUAGCAAGUGUAUAAUCUAGGACCAUCAUGUUUUGUUAUACAUAGUCAAUAUAGGCUGCAUUGCAUAUUGAGAUACCUUCAAGUGAGGAAACUAUCAAGCUAGCUGAUGGAAUGUCAGUGGUUCUACUCAGGUGCCGUCAGUACCUAAAGUAAUGCACAUAGGGGCACCUGAGGUCUGCCUCCAGCAGUUAAGCUGGAAAGUCGCCAUAUGACCAGAACAGUAUUGGUUCAAAGUUAAAACCAACAACCACAAAAAAAUCCUAUGUAUACUUCUUGAACAACAUUUUUCUUUUCAUUUUGAUUCAUGUGUGAAAAAGGAAGAAAAAAAGACACCCAGUACUGGUAAGUUCAGGGGAAAGAGACUUGAGAGUAGUUACAUGUACAGUACAGCUUAAAUAAAUAAUGUUUCAACACCACUUACCAUUCUAACUGAAUUUUAUUAUUUUCAAACUAAGUCUUUAAUUGAUAUUAUAAUUGUUAGAAUAUAGAAUAGUUAUAAUUGUACAUAUGAAGAUAAUGUUAAGGAAGUAAGAAUGUGUGAACAUUAGAAGUGGGGUCAUUAUUAUACCCAGGACUAGCCCAUUCUGUAUCACUAAUAUGACAUUCAAAUACAAACUUAACCACUUAUAUUUUUGACAUGGAACAUUGACUGUAAUGCUCAUUUGUCUCUCACCGCUGAUCUAGAAAUCAAAUAGCCCUAGUAGCUUGUUCACUUGCUGAAAAAUUGUUAUUAUUGGUUAAGACAGUUGGACAUCUAGGAUAGAAAUUAGACUGAAAAUGUGUUAAAAUUGUCAUUUAUAAAAAAAAACACACACAUACACACAAAGAUUAUCACAUAUAUUUUGACAACAUCAAAAAUUCAAAAUACACCCUUGCCAAAAGUCUUUACUAAAAAAAUUCUUAUGUUGCAAAAUAAUUCAAUUCUUCGAUAAAAGUAAUAA
This is a messenger RNA of Ruditapes philippinarum (Manila clam), 7690 nucleotides long. RefSeq names its product membrane-associated guanylate kinase, WW and PDZ domain-containing protein 1-like. Gene Ontology annotation, molecular function: protein binding. The record is from RefSeq and is a predicted model, not a curated record. NCBI's taxonomy places the organism in Eukaryota, Metazoa, Mollusca, Bivalvia, Venerida, Veneridae. The transcript has 24 exons. The coding region runs from base 373 to 4509 and encodes 1378 amino acids. Gene Ontology annotation, cellular component: cytoplasm. Gene Ontology annotation, biological process: signal transduction.